Molecule: messenger RNA, 2604 nt
Organism: Grus americana (Whooping crane)
Lineage: Eukaryota; Metazoa; Chordata; Aves; Gruiformes; Gruidae
Gene: HABP4
Product: hyaluronan binding protein 4
Exons: 9
Coding region: 1-1149 (382 amino acids)
Biological process (GO): positive regulation of RNA splicing; positive regulation of translational initiation
Cellular component (GO): nucleus; cytoplasm
Molecular function (GO): RNA binding
Source: RefSeq, a predicted model, not a curated record
AUGAUGAAGGGGACGGUGGGCAGCUCGGUGGCUGCCGUCAUGCAGGAGAGCUUCGGCUGCGCCGUCGCCAACCGUUUCUACCAGCUCCUGGACGAUGAGUCGGACCCCUUCGACAUCCUGCGCGAGGCCGAGCGCCGCCAGCAGCAGCGCAAAAAGCGCGACGAGGCGGCGGCGGCGGCCGGCAAGAGAACCGGUCCCGGCGGCAGGGCGGGCGGCGGCAAGAAGGAGUCCCAGAAGGAGCGAAAGCAGCCCGGCAGUCCCCCCACGGCCGGGGGGCCGUCGCAGUCCGGCCAGAAGCGAGCACCUAAGCGAGGAGAACAGCAAGGAUUGAAUAACAGAGGAGCAGAGGUGAAACAAGACAAAAUUGAAUGGAGACCAUCUUUCAGGGAAUACCGUUCCUAUGAAACAGAAAGACAAGCGGAAUUCACAGUGGAAAGACCAACUGAAAGAUUAGACCGUGAAAGGCCAAUAAGAGGUCGUGGCGGAGGAAGAGGUGCAAUGCGAGGUAGAGGAAGAGGUGGUGGAAUAAAUAGAAGUUUCAAUGGUUUUGAGCAAAGAGGAAAGCGGGAAUUUGAAAGACCAAGUUGGAAUGACAAAAUAGGAAUGAGAGCAGAUGACAAAAAGGGUGGAGGUGGAGCUUGCAGCUGGGGAACAGUUAAAAGUGGGAUGGAACAGACUGCUCCUGUGGAAGAGACUGCAGAAACAGCUGAGCAGCCAGGGACGUCUGAAGGAGAGCCUCUGAACAAAGUUGCUGAAGAAGAGCCAGUGGAAGAAGUAGUUCAAGAAAUGACGUUAGAUGAGUGGAAAAAUCUUCAGCAACAGAAUCGACCAAAGCCUGAAUUCAACAUCCGGAAGCCAGCAUCCACUGUUCCUUCCAAAGCAGUGGUGAUUCACAAGUCAAAAUAUAGCAAUAAUUUGCAAAAAGAAGACUUUGAAGAUGAUUCUCAUGUCUUUCGAAGACCAGUGAAUGACAUAACAUCUCAGCUGGAUAUUAAUUUUGGGAGUCUUCCUCGCCCUGGCCGUGGAUCAAGAGGAGCACGAGGUGGUCGUGGUCGUGGCAGACGACUUGAGGAGACAGGACCUCGACCAGAAGUGCAGCUUGUUGCUCCAAAUCCUGAUGAUCCUGAGGAUUUUCCAGCUUUAGCUUGAAGAACCAUCAUGAAUGGUGGAGACACUCGGAGCCAUUCUUAGGGAUCUGAGAGAAACAAGGAAAUGGUGCCAGAAGUGAUGAGGGAAAGAAAUGGGAGGACCACCACACUGGACAAUUUGAAAGUAGCUGACAGCCUCAAAGGAGUCUUCAAAUGCCUGCUCAAGUUGAACUCAUUCUUUCAAUUUACUGGGAAAGCAGAUGAAUAUAAACCUGCUUUUUUUUUUUUUCUUUUUUCUUUCCCAGUUCUCUACCUUGCUUUGUAUCACUUCUAAGCAAUCUCCUUUGAGAGCAAAUAGUGGAUGAGACUUGAAGAAAAAACUGGUUUGCUUUGGACUAAGCUUUAAGAGUAUUCAGAAAUUUAAAGUAACUCUUAUCUCAGUGAUAAGGCUUUACGCAAGGAUAUAAUCAUCUUAGAAAGACUACUGACUCUUUUCUAUAUGCUCCAAAGAGAUGGUCUGCAAAGUAGCGCUGCCCAAAAAACUUUUCUUAUGUUGUUAAAUUACUUAUAUGACAACUUGCUAUAACAUGAGAUUGCAGAUUCCACAAGGAGCUCGUUUUAGUGGCAUAGAGAUACUCUGACAACCUGUAGUAGAAAGAAUGUGCAAAAGCAAAUGAAGUGCUGGUGUUACAAGAACAUGCUGCUGCUUUUCGAGCAAUUCAGCUGGAUGAAAUAACAUGAAUGACUUUGACCUCAUAGGAGCAAGCUACUACUUAAUCGCUGCUGUUGUUGCAAUAGGUGUUUGGGUGUUUCUACUGAAAAUGGCGAUUUCAUGAUUUUGGAACAGAAGUGAUUUUGUCUGAGGGUCUUCAAGUUUUUUGCUUGUUCUUCCCUUCCUGUUUCUUUUAGCCCACUGGACAGGGGAGAAUGUGCCUGAAAUUUUAUUUAUGUUUUUGCUUGCAGGGAUGAGUGUAUGUAUAGGUGUGGGGAGCUUCUUUGCAAAGCUUACCUCUGUUUUCCAUCAUCAUUUGAAGGUGUAGCUGCCUAUUUUACUAACACCUCUUUUUGUAAGGAAAGCAGUGAAAUACACAAAAGCAACCCUUUGUUUCUCUACCAAAAAUUUGAAACCUUAUUAUGCUACUGGACUGAAUCUAAUGUAAUGCAGUUGGUUCAGUUCUGACUGUUCUCUGGGAAAGCUGAAAGGAUUGUUUCACUUUUCAGUCAGGUUCCUGCUGCUGUAAAGUUCAUGUUUACUCCUCUAUCUUUGAUCUGUUUUUCAAAGCAGAGUGACAAAUAGGUUCUUUGGGGAAUGCUUUAACAGACUUGUCAAAGUGUAUUUGUAUAAUCAGCAUUUGGUCAGCAGAUUGUUUAAAAACUUCUGGUUUAAAAAAAAAAGGGCUGGUUUUAAGACUAUUUAAUUAAAAAAAACCACCAAACAAAAAACAACAACCAAACAAACCAGCCCCAAAACCCACCCAAACUAAAACAUUGUGAGAAUGAGGUUUAGUGUAGUUGG